UUUUUUUUGUUUUUUAGUUUUAAAUUUCUAAAAAAUUUAAAAAAUUUUUUAGAAAUUUUUCAGAAAAAUUUUUUUCUAAAAUUUCCUGUCAAAAAAUUCAAUUUUCGCCCAAAAAUGGAAAAUUCAAUCAACGGCGACGUCAAAAACAUUUCUGGAAGGAAAACAACAAAUUCUGCACAGACCAACGGACAAACACACAUUCCAGCUUCAAAUCAUUCCUCGCCGGCCAGAAAUCCGUUAAAUAGCAAUUUGGGGGUAGCGAGGAGAAGACGAACUGUGAUUAAACGGGGAAAUGAGCCGCCAGCUGCUACGAGUUCUUCAAAUGCUUGGGACUCCCAUACUUGUCUUUCUGCAGAAGAAAAGUCUAGGCUUGAGGCUGUCCAAAGGGAGUGGCGUUUAAGUCGACCUAAAGCUAAACAGCAAUUGUGGUCCAAACAGUUCUCCACUGGCAGCGGCGCUCCUUCACCAGCCGAUACACUUGUUGGCACUCCCCCAACUGCAAUACCUUCUCCAAUAUUUCAACAGUUAAAUCUCGCAAAAUUGCCCGUUGUUUCCGAAGCCUUAAAACAAAAUGCGAUAGACUCGGUAGAUGCAAUAACCCCCAUAACUCUAAUUCCGGCAGCUGCUGUAGCUGAAAUUAAACAACAGGAAGAGGAGGAACGGAGAAAAUUGUCUGAGGAUUAUGAUGAGGACUAUGACGAGGAAAAACCGAUCGACAAAUCUCCGGAUGGUCGCUUCCUCAAAUUUGACGAAGAAUUGGGUCGUGGAUCGUUUAAAACUGUCUAUCGUGGUUUAGACACAGAAACAGGCGUAGCCGUCGCUUGGUGUGAAUUACAAGAACAAAAAUUAAGCAAGCCUGAAAGACAACGUUUUAGAGAUGAGGCUGAAAUGCUUAAAGGACUUCAACACCCAAACAUUGUCAAAUUUUAUGAUUAUUGGGAAAGGACAGAUGGAAAACGGAAGUAUAUUGUCCUAAUCACUGAAUUGAUGACUUCUGGGACUCUCAAACUUUAUUUGAAACGUUUUAAACGAAUUAAUGUCAAAGUUCUCAAAUCUUGGUGUCGUCAAAUACUCAAAGGCUUAUAUUUUUUGCAUACUCGUCAACCUCCUGUUAUUCAUAGAGACUUGAAAUGUGAUAAUAUUUUUAUUACUGGAACUACUGGAAGUGUAAAAAUUGGGGAUUUAGGUUUGCCAAAUAAAAUUUUUUUGAAAUUUAAAAUUGAUGGGGAAAUUUUUGGAAGGGGGGGGGGGCAGGGCUAUAGAGGGAAUAGGGCAUGGAGGGAGAGAAGGGGAUAGAGGGGGAUAGGAUUUAAAAUUCUUGGUAUGGGUAAAUUCUAUUUAGAAAAGGAGAUGGGGAAAGAUAAGGGAGUAGCCAGGGCGUCUUUUUCUAUAGCCCGUCUUGAAAUGUGUAAA
Molecule: messenger RNA, 1413 nt
Organism: Meloidogyne enterolobii
Lineage: Eukaryota; Metazoa; Nematoda; Chromadorea; Rhabditida; Meloidogynidae
Source: the annotation of a GenBank genome assembly